Molecule: messenger RNA, 1824 nt
Organism: Venustampulla echinocandica
Lineage: Eukaryota; Fungi; Ascomycota; Leotiomycetes; Helotiales; Pleuroascaceae
Exons: 4
Coding region: 1-1824 (607 amino acids)
Biological process (GO): transmembrane transport
Molecular function (GO): transmembrane transporter activity
Source: RefSeq, a predicted model, not a curated record
AUGAGCACCAAGCAAGAGAUCUCGCAUGUCGAGGAGACCGACUCGUUUCAGCUGGAGGAUGAUCCGCAUCGAGCAGCCUUGGAGCUGAAUCCAGAGGUCGCUGAAAGGCCUUCGUUGGUGACCACGCUCGCUGUUUUGUCCCUUGCCAUCUCGUUCGCGGCUCCCGUCGGCAUCGGCUUCACCCUAGUGGCGGCCGUCAUUGUGCAAAUCGGCGUGCAACUAGGAGAUACAUCGUCAAUCACCUGGUUCGCGGGCGCCUGGUCAAUUGCCUCGUCUGUCUCUUUCUCCAUCGCUGGCAGUCUCAGCGACAUCUUCGGCCGUCGCUACCUGAUUAUCGCGGGCAACGUAGUCUCUCUUGUUGGGGCGAUUGUGGGAGGCACGGCAAAAUCGGCCGGUAUGAUUAUUGCCGCCCAGACGCUGUUGGGCUUUGGUUGCGGUCUGGUUUUCGUUGGUUACGCGGGCAUUCCGGAGCUGCUUCCUAAUAAAUGGCGUGGUUUCGGACUUGGUACAACCGAGUUCUGCAUCGUGAUCCCCUGGGGUGGAUGCGCCGUUAUCAUAGCCAAUCUGCUCAACAGCCACGCCAGCUGGCGAUGGAUCUACUACCUUGCUAUCAUCUACAGCGCCAUUGCACUCGUAGGAACCACCGCGUUUUACUUCCCCCCGCGGCGACCGCAGCGUGAUUUCGACAAGACUCGGUGGCAGCAGGUCAAAGAACUGGACUACAUUGGCCUCUCGCUGUACACCGGCGGUCUGACUGCCUUCCUCGUGGGUCUUACCUGGGCCGGUACCCCAGCGCAUCCGUGGUCCUCCGCAUCUGUGAUCGCGCCAAUAGUGUUAGGCAUUGCCGGCCUAGCCGCAUGUUUUGCGUAUGAUUUUACAAUGGCGAAGAUGCCCUUCUUCCCACUACGGCUUUUCGCGGAGGUUCGCAAAUUUACCGUCCUAUUGGUUUUGGUUUUCGUCUCGGGAAUGUGCUUCUACUCGAUGUCGGCACUAUUGCCCCAAGGCGCCUUGUACAUGUACACCCACGAUCCCAUCGAGAUCGGCAUCAUCUCUCUUCCAGGUGGUCUCGCCCAGGUGCUAUCGGGAUUCAUUCUCCCCUCGCUCUCUCACCGCAUCAAGCAUAUCAAGACCCAGAUCAUCGUCGCGCUCAUCAUCCAGACCGUCUUCAUCGGCCUCUACUCUGCCGUCAUCCCCGGAAACAAGCCUGCGUGGAUGGCCUUUCAAUUCUUCGGCCAGGGCUGCUUCCCGCUGGUCACCCUGCUCUGCUACUUGACCGCAGGGCUCCAUGUGCGCCAGCGUGAUCUCGGCAUCGCCUCCGGGCUGAUCGGUACCUUCCGCAGUGCCGGCGGCAGUGUUGGAAACGCCAUCUUCAGCACAAUUCUGAAUGAUGCGGUGAGCAAGCAACUUCCCCGGCGCGUGUCCGCUGCGGCCCUGGCGGCUGGCUACCCAGCCGAUGAUCUGGCCGCCCUGAUUCCCGCCGUGAUGCUCAAUGGAGCCGGUACACCUGGCGCCUUCGCGGCCGUUCCAAAUGCGACGCUCGAGGUGCAGGCCGCCACGGCUGAAGCCUUCCGGCAAGUGUAUGCUUACGCUUAUCGGCGUGUGUUUUGGGCCACGAUUCCAUUUGGCGUGUGUGCGAUUGUAGCGGCAUUCUUCAUCCUCGAUUCGAGUCGAUAUUUGACGAACCAUGUUGCAGUUCACCUCGAGAACGAGACCGGUCCGACAGAACAUCUUGAGGAUGGGGAAAAGGUCGCGAAUAGCACUAACUCGGAUUUGGGAGGUAAAACGAGCCUAACGCCUCAGAAACAGCCCUCAGAUACAGACUAG